Messenger RNA from Pelobates fuscus (common spadefoot toad), 4542 nucleotides. RefSeq names its product chondroitin sulfate proteoglycan 4-like. Lineage: Eukaryota; Metazoa; Chordata; Amphibia; Anura; Pelobatidae. The record is from RefSeq and is a predicted model, not a curated record. The transcript is spliced from 6 exons. The coding region runs from base 88 to 4542 and encodes 1484 amino acids. Gene Ontology annotation, biological process: anatomical structure morphogenesis.
CAGGCAGAGCAGCACAGGGCAUGGAGUUUGGAACUUUCCGGGGAAAGAUUCCGUGAGGCACCCCCAGGACCAGGCUACACACACAGCAUGGGCGGCCAUGUCAACCUGGCGGCCGGGAUCUGUGUAUUAGGAGCUCUCUUAUCUAGCAGCAGCCUGCAAGUGCGAGCAGCUUCAUUUUAUGGAGAAAGUUAUAUUGAGUUAAAAACCGAAGAAUCGUUCUCCACAUCAUCUCUUCAACUUCGAUUCCGUACAAGCAAGCCAAAUGGACUACUCUUCCUCGCAGCUGGGAAGAAUGACUACUGCUUACUACAGCUAUACAACGGACAUGUUCAGGUAAAAAUGAAGCUUGGGAAAAAUGAACACAUCAUCCUCCUUGACCAGACACCUCGACUCGAUGACUUGGAAUGGCACUUCAUUACAUUAAAUCAUAAAAAUGCUGAUGUUGUUCUUAAUGUUGAUACAAAUUACAAAUCAAGUAUAAAAAUUUCUGGAGGAUCUUAUAAAAUCAAUGUUCAACAUGGACUUUAUGUUGGUGGUAUUGGUGACCUCAAUGCCCCAUACAAAAAUCAAGUUCAUGGUUACUUCAGAGGAUGCUUGGAUGAUGUUGUAUUCAAUGAGCAUAAAUUACUUUCCUCUCUGAGACCAUACCCUGGUUUGAAAAGUGUCUAUGAAGUAUCCCUCGGUUGCAGCGAUGAGUUCUUAAUCACUGAAGAUGACCCUAUCAAUUUUUUCAGCUCCAAGUCAUACAUAGCUUUUCCCUCUUGGAAUGUUGGUGAAGGAGGAAUCUGGGAAUGCUUACUGCAGACCUCCAUUGGAAGAGGGUUACUGCUUUAUCAUACAGGAAAAAAUGGGUAUUUUGUUUCAUUGGAAGUUCAAGACUGGAUAGUAAAAGCUCGUAUAGGAAAAGGGAAAAAUGCAGUCCACCUUUCCUCUAUCAAAACCAUUACAGAGAACAAGUGGCAUUCACUUAAACUUAAGAUCACAGAGAACCAUCUGCAUCUGACAGUAGACCAAGAAUCUGCAAAGGCAUUGCUUGCUUCUCCCUUAAACACUAAUCAGUUGAAUGGAUCAUUGUAUGUUGGUGGUGUAGAUGAUGCUUCACGUCCUCAUAUAAUUAGCUUAGGUCUACCUGCAGUUUCUGGCAAGCAUGCAAAAGGUGGUUCAUUUAAAGGCUGCAUGAAAAACAUAAGAAUAAAUUCUGUGAAGUAUGGACUGAAACAUGUGCUGUCUAGUAAAGAUAUCUCUCCUGGCUGCAAAACUGAAAUAAUGCAAGUCUUGGAAACCAAAACCGUAUCUAUUACAACUGUUGCUCCAACUACCAGUUUAGUUACUACUCCUUCUGUGGCCAAACAUAAUGUUAAAGACCGAUUCCUCAUUUUGAAUAAUUUAAUCGUACAGGAGGGAGGAAGAGCUGCUCUACUGUCUAAACAUAUCAAACUCCAACUGGAUUUUAAAAAGCUGGGGCUCCGUCAGUCUCAAAUUGUAUUUCGUAUAGUGGAACAUCCACUGCAUGGACAGCUCAAAAUGGACAUCCCAUCCCAACAAGAGAAGGAUAUGUUCACAAUGUUAGAUUUAUGGCAUGGGCGAAUUACCUAUAUUCAUGAUAGUUCUGAGGGGACAGGGGAUCAUUUUAGUUUUUCUAUUUCCACUACAAGCAAGAAUGAAAUGCCCUCAUACUUGCAAGGUUCAGAACUAUAUAUUUCCAAUAUUACUGUCACCCCAGUAAACGAUGCUCCUGAACUCAUCCUUCCAGAAGGCAAUCUUUUUGUGUUACUGGAAUACUCAAAGAAGCCCCUCACCGCUAAUCUUCUUAAAAUUAUAGAUGUAGAUACAGAGCCACAGAACUUAACGUUAGUGGUUCUUGGUAACCUCAACCUAGAUGCUGGAUUUUUAGAAAACGUGAAAAAUCCUGGAAAUGCAGUUACCACAUUUUCUUAUUUUGAUUUGCUUGAAGGGAAUGUAUUUUAUGUUCAUCGUGGGGUGAAGAACUCUAGAUUAGUGCUGAGAGUAGUUGAUGGAGACAAGGUGAGUAAUACAAUAGUACUCAGAAUUUUAGCUGUUCCUCUUGAAUUUAAUGUAGUGAACAACACUGGCAUUGAAGUAAUGCAAGGUGAAAGUUCUUUAAUACAGACCAGCAAAUUAGCGGUGGAAAUAAAUGCUGUGAAUCAAGAGAUUGAAAUUAGAUAUGAAAUAACUGAAAUGCCAAAGUUUGGUGAAAUCCAAAGAAAAAGUUCUGGAAAUGAGUGGAAGGUCGCGGUCUCAUUUACCCAACGUUCUCUUGAACGUGAGCGAAUAAGAUAUCUUAGCACCUAUAAAGAAGUACAAGAAACCAAUGUGGUUGAAUACUUUAAAUGUAAAGUCAACAUUGGAAAUAAAUCAAGUGAAGAAUUUACAUUUCCUAUUCGUGUUUCAUGGAUUAAUUUUACAUUAGUCAGAAAUACCCCUUUAAAAAUUGAGAGUACCAAAAAGGCAUCUCUUAGUACAGAAAACCUAUAUGUUAUUCUACAUGGGAUAACAAUACCAGAAAAAGACAUUUGUUUUAAAGUAUUGUCCCUGCCAAAAAAAGGAAAUUUGCUGGUUAAUAAUAAGAUUUUAAAGAAAAAUGCAAAAUUCUCCCAGGUAGAUAUCACAAAUGGAAAAUUGGAAUAUGAACUGUUUGAUCGACCUAAUCAAGACUCCCAGGAUUUGUUUAGUUUUGCAUUAUUCACGAAACAUGCAGAGUCAAAACCUCAUAAUUUUAUAAUUCUCCUGAAAGCUGACAUGAACGCAAUUAUUGUCACUAACACAGGUUUGACUUUACCAGAAGGGGAUGCAAAACUCAUAACCAGACAGCUGCUUUUUGUGCAAACUUUGAAUAAUAAAACCUUCAACUACAAGAUUUCGAAAAGCCCCCAACAUGGCAGUCUCAAAUUAAUGAAUUUUUCAGACUCCCAACUGAGCAACAGUAACAUCACAGAAUUUUCAAGCCAAGAUAUUGUAGGUGAACGUUUAAUGUAUGUCCACGAUGAUUCUGAAACAACGUUUGAUACAUUUACACUCAUAGCAUCUUCUGUAGAGUCUGAUGAGAGAAUUGUUGAUGAAGAUGCAGUUUCUUUGCAGGCAGAAAUUGUCUUUAAUAUAUCCAUAGAACUGAAAAAUGAUGAAAAACCUGUCCGUGUGGUUGAUAAACUCUUUCACGUUGUUCGGAAUGGACAGAGGCUAGUCACAUUGGAUGAUUUGCGUUACCAUGACCCUGAUACAGAUUUUGAUGACAAAGAGUUAUUAUAUACAAGACGUGGUAUUCCCAAUGGAGACUUGGUAUCCGCUGAUGAUUCUUCUAAAAAACUUUACGAGUUUACCCAAGAGAACUUGGAAAAAAAACAAGUCCUUUACAUACACCAUGGAAGUGAUUAUGGGCGUUUUGUCUUGUUUAUUACUGAUAAAAAACAUUACACCUCAUCACUACUAGAAGUUAGUGCAUCAGAACCAUUCAUUAAAGUAGUAAACAAUACUGGUCUACUGGUGCAGAAGGGGAAGGAGAUUAUAUUGACAACAUCUAACUUCAGUUGUGUGACAAACCUUUACAUUUCAGGAGAUGAAGAGAUUGUAUAUCAUGUAAUUUUGCCACCAAAAUAUGGACAGAUUCGUGUACAGAAUCGUUCAGCCAAUUCUUUUAAUCAUCAAGACCUAAAGUUGGGUCAAGUAGUUUAUAAACAUGAUGACCGCAAUAAUCUAAUGGACACUUUUAAUUUGACAGUAAAAGUCAAGUCUAUAGUUCUGAAUGUUGAGAUUAAAGUUCGUGUGUAUUUAGAAAGCCAUCAAAGAUUGCCAAAAGUUUUGCACCUGAACGGUCUUCUAGUAGAAGAAGGAAAGCCAGUUAAAAUUGACAAAGAACAUUUGCAGGUUAUCCAUGAAUAUAACUCACCCAAUGAAAUAGUUUUCACAGUAGUAACAAGCCCAUUACAUGGUUACAUACGCAAAUUUGAACCUACGGAAGGACACUUGGCUACGGAAUCCAGUUCUCUAGUGACAUUUACACAAAAGGAUGUUAACAUGGGAAAUGUUCAGUAUGUACAAGCAGGCUUUGGUCAGCUUCAUGAUAACUUUACAAUGGAUGUUACCAAUGGAGUACGAGAGAUCACUGGAAUUACAUUGUUUAUCGAUAUCAUUCCUACCUUGAUCCCUCUGGAGGUUCAAAAUAUAACUGUGAAGGAAGGGGCAUCAAAGGUCCUAACACUGGAACAAUUAAGAAUCCCCAGCAAGCAUUUUGCAGGUCUCGUUUGUGAUUUUGUCUUGAUAGAUUUUCCAAAGAAUGGUUUUGUGGAAAACACAAGAUAUCCUGGAAUAAAGCUCUCACGUUUUACUACAAAACAGGCGGAGCAGGAGCUGAUCUACUACACCCAUGAUGACAGUGAAACUUCCUUCGAUAAUUUUUCCAUAAUAGUCAAAAACACUGAACUUGCCAAGCAAAGUCUGCCGCAAACAAUUUAUGUAACAGUGACCCCAGUAAACGAUGAGCUUCCAGUUAUUACAACUAACAGGAUAUUUCGGGUUGUAAGGUAA